This is a messenger RNA of Mastomys coucha (southern multimammate mouse), 5773 nucleotides long. Its product is annotated as KIAA1328 ortholog. The coding region runs from base 112 to 2199 and encodes 695 amino acids. Lineage: Eukaryota; Metazoa; Chordata; Mammalia; Rodentia; Muridae. The transcript is spliced from 11 exons. The record is from RefSeq and is a predicted model, not a curated record.
CAGCCGGCUAGCCGGCUGACGCGCCCGACCCCGCCUCAGGUCUGCGGCCGUCGGGCUCAGUGCAUGCCGGGAGUUGUAGUUUUCAGCGCCUGAGGGCUCUACUAGGAGAGGAUGGGCGGCCCGGGCGGCUUUGGCAGCAGCGUUUCCGCCGGGCGUUCGUUCCCGAGACCCUGUCCCGGGCUUCACUUCACAUCUCCGCGACCCCGCCUCGCCUCGGCCCGGAGCCUCUCCCCUCGCCGGGGCCGGAGGCGCAAGCGGGGGCGGGCCUCUGCGCCGAGCGGCCAAUGGGGACCGAGCCUGGCGGCCGGGGCGUGGCGGCCCCGGCUCGACGCCUCCAGUGGCGGUUGUUUCAAGAUGGCGGGCGCGGCGGGCCCCUCCCUGCCGGGCUCCGCGUUCUGGAGCCGCGACUUUUCUGAUGAAGAACAAUCAGUGGUUUAUGUUCCAGGAAUCUCCACAGAAGAAAAUACAAGAUCAAGACUGAAGUUGAUAAAUCCAAAAGCUGAUGUUAAAGUUAAGGGUUCCAGGGAGACUAACACUUCCGUCUUCAUGGAGUCUUUAAAAGGAGCAGGAGAUUCAGUAGCUGAACAGAAUUUCUGCAAGAGAGGAGUGAAGAGUGCAUCAUUGAAAGAUUUAUGCCUUGAAGACAAAAGACGCAUUGCCAACUUAAUUAAAGAACUGGCCAGAGUGAGUGAAGAAAAGGAGGUGACAGAGGAACGACUGAAAACUGAGCAGGAGUCCUUUGAGAAGAAGAUCCGGCAGUUAGAAGAACAAAAUGAACUGAUCAUCAAAGAAAGGGAAGCUCUUCAGCUACAGUAUAGAGAAUGCCAAGAACUUCUAAGUCUCUACCAGAAGUACCUAUCAGAGCAGCAAGAGAAGCUUACCAUGUCCCUCUCAGAGCUUGGAGCUGCUAGAGAGCAGGAGCAGCAGAUAACCAAGAAGAAAAGCACUCACCAGUGUUCAUUGAUGGGCCUGGAUGGUUCAUAUCUGAGUGUAGCCAAACCACAAACCUACUGUCAGACCAAGGCAAGGCCUAAGUCAGCCAACCAGAACUCAGCUUCAGAAUCCCUUACAGAAUUAAGGAAUAAUUCUUUGAAACCAAUGGCACUUCAUCUUCCCAAAGAGGACUUAGAGAGGAUGUCAACAGAAACCAGAACAUGUACUUAUGAAUCUCCAGGGAGGAGACUGAUAAAUGCAGCCCCAAUGGAGAAAGCUCUCCCAGAAGAGUUGAAGAUAAAGGACUAUCCAAGCCUUCCGCCUACUCCAUCUAGUCAGUACUGUGGUCAUAAAUGCUCUGAAAGUGAAGCUUAUGUUCAUGAGAACAAUCACCCUACAAACACAGCCCCUCAAUGUUGUAAGGCACAUCCAGAAUCAUGUAGUCAUUGUAGGAUGUCCUGGGCAUCUCAAAUGCAUGAUCGAGUGACACUGCAACCCAGAGAAAUUGACUUUGAAAAGCAACUCUCAGAAGAUCGAAGGCAACAGCUACUGCUUCAGAAAAUGGAACUGGAAAUUGAAAAGGAACGCCUUCAGCAUCUCCUGGCCCAACAAGAGACAAAACUUCUCCUUAAACAGCAGCAGCUGCACCAAUCCCGACUAGAUUACAAUUGGUUAAGAACUCAAGCUAUGUUUAAAUCUCGAGAGCUGGUUGCCAAUAAAGAGAUUCCUAAACCUGAUCUGCAUAUUAAUGGGAGUGACUCUGGACCAAGUUUAUUGAAGCCGAAAUGUGAUGGAUGGCUGCGUGGAACCUCAUCAUCCUUUAAAAUGUGCCCAGACUCUCCAAACAGUGGGCAAAACCGGAGGGAGAAGAAAACUGUUGAGUUUCAGUCACAUGUGGAGAAUGGCAUCCGAUGGACAUGUCAACAGAAUGAUGCAUGCGGAGCCCAGAGAGAGACAGCAGCAGGAGUUAGAAAAGAUGCAUCCACAUCUCCAAUGUCAACACGAAGCCCUAAGGACCCCCUGGCACCAGCUUCCUCCACGUCACAGCACAAAACCUCCAGGUAUGAGACAUCUCUUUUGGAUUUGGUUCAGUCUCUGAGCCCAAAUUCUGCUCCCAAGUCUCAGCCCCAUCCCUCCAGAGCAGCAAGGACAUGGAGUUCUCUCCGACCUACCCCUCAGAAAUCUACCUGGAAGAAAGUGGGGACCCAUAGGAGCCCUGAAGAUCUGGAGGAGAAUCAGAUUCUGGAAGACAUAUUUUUCAUAUGACUCUGAAGCACAUGCUACAGAAGUUCCACAGGAAAUAGUUGGGUUCCUUUCCAUAUUGAUGUAGGGUGUUAAAUUGGAAAGUAGCCUAGUCUCUCUUUUCAUGGAGACCUCUUGCUGGCAGCCUUUUAUGGUAUUGAAUAUAGAAACCAUUCUAAUAAAUCAGGGGAUUUUUUGUCAGUCCAGUCAGGAGAAACAGACUAAAGGAGGUCGCUUAGGGGUCGGAUCUUUUCUAGACCAAACAGAAAUUAGAAUUUAGGGUACUUUCUGUGUGGCAGACUCAACGAAUAUCUAGUGUCAUUUUAAGAGUCUUUUCAAUUUACUAGUGCAAAAAGUUGACUCUUUACAGAAGGAAAACCUUCCCAUUGACAGAUCUCUAAAAUAUGAAAGUGGCCACUUCAGAAAGGCUCUUCUCUUCUCACUAACACUAAGUGUGGCUCUUCAUUCUGAAAUUGAAGUUGAUGACCCUAAUAUCGUCUUACAUGGAACCAGUACUUGUAGGUCAUAGUGAUUAUCAACAUGAUCAUUGUCACCCCUUAAACCCAAAGUCUUAAUGACUUAGAGGGAAGUUCCCAACUAGACAGUGGCAUUAAACCAACCACAUGUGUGAAUGGCUGCCUGGGGAAAUUUACCUCUCUAGUGUCCCAUCAUGGAUGUUUCUUGUUGACUUCAGUGUAAGUUGCUGUUCUUGUAAACUUUAUCUGUGGUUGUGUCUGAGGAAGAUGGAACUAGAGAAAGUGAUAUCAAGUGGCUGUAGGUUAGCAGGCUCCUUCUGCCCCCACCUCACUCCAUAAGGAUGAAUAGUCCUACUCUGAGCACCUGUGGAUGCACUGAGUCUAAGAAAGCUCUGCUGAUUAUCCUUCUUGACCCAGAUCUCAAUCUUUUCUUUUCAGGCUGAGCUCAGUCCUGUUGAGUCUUCUCAGCCUGCCCUCCCUUUGAGCCUCUCAAUCCCAUACUCUUCUCUGAGGAAAAUGCAAGGGCAAGACUAAUUACUUAUAGUCAUUCCCUAUGGAAAUUGAAAGUUCAUUGCAGAUUCCAAUUUCCUUUUCAAAGUCACCCUGAGAGUAUCUAGAACAGGCUUAUUCCAUUUCAAAGCACCUUUAGGAUAUGUCUUUGGAGUGGUAAAAAUGGCCAUUUUCUCAGUUGGGUUUCCAGAAACAUCUUUUCUCUAUCUUGUGUAUCAAAGACAGCUUAAGUAUACCUAUUUCUUUAGACCCGCUGUAACUACAGUCACCUUUCAAAGCAUCAGUAGUUUUACUACUUCAGUAUGUCUCCAGAAGGAAAAGAAAGAGAAUCUGAUCUCUUUAAGAAUAUUAUUUACCUGUAGAAGACUUAUAAACAGCCUAAAAACUAAAGCUAUUUUUUGUGAUAGCAUGCCAGUGAAUGGAAUUUAAUUGCUUCUUCACCAGCAUGGGAAGUAUGGAAGAGAAAAAAAAGUUUUCAGGGGAGUAUCAGUCAGCACUCUUUUCAUAUUUCACAGCCCUGCCAGUUGCCUUCUUUGUCUUGCAGGCAUUUCUCUGUGUGUGUGCCUGCACACAUGCAUACACACAGACACACACACACACACACACACACACACACACACACACACACAUACACAAAACCUAGUGACUUUGUUAUUAACUGGAUGGUGUAUGUUAACAUUUUAAUCUGUAUUAAAUUUCCUUUGAGAUAUAUGUGUUGUUGUAGAGUAUUGGGGCUUGCGCUGAUUGUAGCCUAUCCUACAGAAGAAUGGGAAGAAAGUAGAAGCCAUGAGCCUCCCCUGAUAAUGCUUUCUUCAGUGGUUGGCUGGGACUUGUGUGGCCAGCACCUAGAUGUUUCCUCUAAGCAAAACUGCACUUAGUAAUGAAAAUUUGGUUUAACAAGAUUCACCAAAGUCACCAGAUAGGAGCAGUUCAAACCCAGAGGUGGAGAUGGGGGUCACUGUUCUUUUCUUUACUUCUCACUUCUCUUUCCUAUUUUGAGUCACUAUCUAAACUCUCAAGACCCUUUUCUACUGUCCAGUCAUUAUUUAUCAGCCACAUGGAUUGGUAGCACAUGAGAGCAGUGGGAAGAAAGAAGGAAAGGAAAUAGGCCUAAUUCCAUUUACAGCCUUGGUACGAUGCCAUGUCCCACUCAGCUCUCUCAUAAAGGAGAAAAGGUGGGCCAGAAGAGAGAACUGGAGAUGGCAGGCCAUGGGACACUUCCACUGCUCCCUCCCCAGUCCCGUAUCUACAGUGGUUAACAUUGUCUUCCAAAUUUAAGAUUUCUAACUCCCCUACUUAAAAAUACAAACAACUCCCCAGGGCUUACAGGACAAGGGGCACAGCCCCAGAGAGGCACAUCAGAGCUCUCUGUCUCUGGCCCCAUGUCCCUCUGCUGCAUCACCUGCCCCCAUUACCUUCUCUCCUUUGUUCACCAUUGUGGCUUGCUACUGUUAGAUAUGUCCCAAUGACACACUUCUCUUUCCAGGUCCUUCAGGGUAAAUAACUUGAGACUAAGUUGUUACUACUUUGUGAAAUUUUCCUUAUGUUCCUGGCACUGUGUACUGCUGGCUCUAGUAAGAUUUGCAGAUAUGUCCAAUCCAUAGCCUAUGGGCCACAUAUGGUCAAAGAUAGCUGUGAAUGUGGCCCAACACAAAAUUGUAAACUUACUUAAAACUUUUUGAGUCGUGUUGUUAUUUUUGUUUUUCACUUUUUGUGUGUAACUUGAUUGUGUAGCUCUCAAACAUGAAUAUUGUAUAUAAUAAAUCAUGUCAUCAUGUUGCAGUAUCAAAAGACUGGCCAUGUGGCAUGUCCAGAUCCUCCGUUAUGACCUUCCUCAUUAUGACACAUUGUACUGGGUACUUUUGUUUUUCUUAUUAGAGUUCCAGGUGGCCAGACUAACAUGUGCUAUGUUGGAGAAGCCAACUUCACCAUUUGCAACAUACAGAUAUGCAGAUGAGUUAUUGAUACCUUCUGAGAAUGAUAAUUCUACCUCAGAUUUUAGGCCUGACCUGCUGACCUAGCCCUAAAAACCUAGACUAGAGAAAACCCAGGAUGAGAAGGUCAACGUUCCCAAGAAUGUAAAGCUGGCAGUUGGAGGGCACUGAGACACAUCUCCUUAGAAUAUGGAGCAGCCAACAGGCCCAAAGGCAGGGAGCAGUGUUAAUGUCUGAGAAAUACAGAGGUGGUUGACCAGAAAGCCUCAUUCCAGAGCUGACAGCCCCUUCCCUACUCUGUAGUCUGAUACCUGAUUGGCUGACACCAAGCUGGCACUAGCACACACAGUUGCUCACAGUGGACUGCCAACCAAAGCUCCCUCUUUCUUUUCCCCAGGUGCUGCCCCACCCUCUCCUCCACACCCUUUUCAGCUUUAGGUCCUGAGGUAGCCAGUAGGCUGCUGAGAUGAGGGAGACCAUGUGUAUCCCAGUAAGAUGAGGUGAGCCCUCAGUUUUUCAGACCUACUCUGAGAUUUUAACUUGUUGGAUUUAUGUAGCAUUGGGAAAUGGGGAACUGUAUAAAUUUUCUGUAUUUUCCAUGGACAGUUAUUUAUGGAGGGGAGUUUUUAACUCAAGUGCUAGAAAUGUUAAAUCAUCAUAAUAAAUUCAUGCUAUUCA